Molecule: messenger RNA, 7109 nt
Organism: Silurus meridionalis
Lineage: Eukaryota; Metazoa; Chordata; Actinopteri; Siluriformes; Siluridae
Gene: dlg2
Product: discs, large homolog 2 (Drosophila)
Exons: 31
Coding region: 1026-4196 (1056 amino acids)
Biological process (GO): chemical synaptic transmission
Cellular component (GO): neuron projection; postsynaptic density membrane; neuromuscular junction
Molecular function (GO): kinase binding
Source: RefSeq, a predicted model, not a curated record
GCUUCUGCUGGCUGCUGAAAUCGCUGCACUCGUCGUACAGAGUCUAGAAUCCCGAACAGGCAGAGAGGACGCCAAAGAAAAGACGGGACAAAAAAGAGAGAGAAAAGAAUGUGGUUGACAUCACCAUCCUCUGCCUGGGCAGUAUCUGCAGAGGCUGCAAGGAAAAGUCCACUCUGUCAAUGAUACUUCUCUUCUGCAAAAAAAAAAAAAAUGUCCUGGAUCUUUUUCUUUCUUUCUUUUAUUUUUUUUUAAAACAGUAAGCCAUAACCAAUGACAGUUCUGGUGUUCACCUCAGGAUGCCAAGUUGCUCGAACUUGGCCUAAAGUAACCCAAUCUGAUCUGGAACAAGCCAUCGAAAAGAGUUUACAGAAUAAGAGUGUCCGUGUUUACGACUUUACAAAGUUCUAAGGGACCGCACUGAUGUUCUUCUGAUGUUCUCUACGUCAGAGUACAGCGUGAACCCUGUCCAUCACCCAACACUGAGCAGCACCUCUGCGCCUUUAAUAUCUCCUCGAGCUGUGAUUGGAUUCCACUUUAAAUCUUCUCUUAUCAACUUGGGACCCAGGAGGCUUCUGGACACUCACGGCUCAAAGGAAAGGAAACGCCUUAUGCAUGCACGAGAAUGAAGCUCCUGCACCAGAGUCACUUCGAUGCACUCGGACUUUGGCACAAGAUGGACUGCUCUCUUUAAAAUGCUUCACUCUGAAUCUUUCCUUGGACGCUCCUGUGUGUCGGUCUACAAAUUCAUCACCAUCGAGGCGGACACACAUGGAGUCACUUUGUGCUGACGGGGCUUAAGUUCUCCUUUACGUGAUGUUGUGACGACGGGUGUCUCGGUCUAUUGGAUUUCAAACGUGCAAGCUGAGCUAAAUGCCAUCGAACGUGGUUGCGCGACUGCAGCUGCGAAACUGGCCAAUAACUCAGUACUUUAAGGCUUUCCAAUUGGCCCAAGAUUUCCAAAGCCAUCAAACCAAUGAAGGGGAAGCGUCUGUGUGGCAGUCUCACCAGGAUAUAACGAAGAAAGCAUGCCUUUAAGAAAAAGAGACACGGCCCGAGCAAUAGGGCUGCUGGAGGAUUACUGUUCCAAACUAAAGAAACCAGAGGAGCAGCAGCUAAAAGCUGCUAUUCUGCGAGUGAUGGGCAUCUUCAGAAGCAGCCUCUUUCAGGCACUUAUAGAUAUUCAGGAGUUUUAUGAAGUGACCCUGUUGAACUCUCAUAAGAGCUGUGAGCAGAAACUGGAGGAGGUGAAGCACAUGGCAGAGCAGUGCGAAAAGUCAUCUGCCAGCCCCGGCUUCCCGAACACACACCCACAGCCUGCUUGCUUACAGCCGAAGGUGAUAGAGAAAAGCCAUGCAGAGGAACCUGUAGCUGACAGCAACACAAGUGCAGAGAACAGGCCGCAGGCAGUUCAGAGCUCCCAGCAGCAGACCCACACUCCGGCCUGUAUGAACCCCAGCCCAAACCCGGCCCUGAUGAACUCGCCCUGGUAUCAUUACCAAGAUGACGAGUCACCACCCGAGCAUAGUUACCCCCGGUUGACUGGCGAAGCCCGAGCACCAGAGCUGGUGCAUGUAUCCGAGAGGAACCUGUCCGAGAUUGAGAACGUGCACGGCUUCGUUUCCCACUCACACAUCUCGCCAAUGAAGCCUGCACAGGUUACCCGGUUUGAUCUAUCAUACCCGGGCGUGACCGCUGCAAACUACCUGGCAAGCCCAGCACCAAUUAUAGUCAACACAGACACUCUGGAGUCAGUACCUUAUGUCAAUGGGACAGAAAUUGAAUACGAAUUUGAGGAAAUAACGCUAGAGCGGGGUAACUCAGGGUUGGGGUUUAGUAUAGCAGGUGGGACAGAUAAUCCACACAUCGGAGAUGAUCCUGGAAUUUUCAUCACCAAGAUCAUUCCAGGUGGUGCAGCGGCGGAGGACGGCAGACUCCGGGUGAAUGACUGUAUCCUGCGUGUGAAUGAAGUGGACGUGUCCGAGGUUUCCCACAGCAGGGCCGUGGAGGCGCUGAAGGUGGCAGGCUCUAUUGUUCGACUCUACGUACGCAGAAGGAGACCCAUGCUGGAGACCAUCAUCGAAAUCAAACUCAUCAAAGGACCAAAAGGGCUGGGGUUCAGUAUUGCAGGUGGUGUGGGUAACCAGCACAUUCCUGGUGAUAACAGCAUCUAUGUCACUAAGAUAAUAGACGGAGGGGCGGCACAGAAGGAUGGCAGGUUACAGGUUGGGGACAGGCUACUCAUGGUUAAUAACUACACUCUGGAGGAGGUGACCCAUGAGGAGGCAGUAGCCAUAUUGAAGAACACAUCGGAUAUUGUGUAUUUGAAGGUGGGAAAGCCCACUAGUGUUUACCUUUCAGAUCCCUACGGGCCUCCUGAUAUUACACAUUCAUUUUCCCCUGCUAUGGAUAAUCAUAUCUCCGGUAAUAACGGGACUCUGGAGUAUAAGUCCAGUCUUCCCCCUAUCUCCCCUGGACGCUACUCACCCCUGCCACGCCACCUGCUGGGGGAGGAGGACAUUAACAGGUUGGAUGGCUUUUCAUUCUUACGAAAUUCCUCCUUAGAUGACGGGGAGGGACAAAGGUUUGAGUCCCAGCACUUCCAGUUGAGGCCUCCAGAACCAGUUUACAGCACUGUGAAUAAACUGUGUGAUCGUGCUCCCUCUCCCCGUCACUACUCCCCAGUGGAGUUUGAUAAAAGCCCAAUGCACUCCAUCCCUUUCCCCCACUAUCAUGUAGGCGUGCUCCCAGACUCCGACAUUACCAGGGAACCAAGGAAGAUUGUGCUGCAUAAGGGUUCCACCGGAUUGGGCUUUAACAUCGUAGGAGGUGAAGAUGGAGAGGGAAUCUUCGUGUCCUUUAUCCUGGCUGGGGGUCCAGCUGAUCUGAGCGGGGAGCUGAGAAGAGGAGACCAGAUCCUGUCUGUAAAUGGCAUUGAUUUGCGAGGAGCUACACAUGAACAGGCUGCGGCUGCACUCAAAGGGGCGGGUCAGACGGUGGCCAUCGUUGCCCAGUACCGGCCUGAGGAACUUGCGCAGUGCUCUCCACGUCGGGCCGCGCCUCCAGCCACAGAAUACGCACGCUUCGAGGCCAAGAUUCAUGACCUGAGAGAGCAGAUGAUGAACCACAGUAUGAGCUCCGGAUCAGGGUCCCUCCGAACCAAUCAGAAACGCACCUUAUAUGUCAGGGCACUGUUUGACUAUGACCGGUUGAAGGACAGUGGCUUACCCAGUCAGGGACUCAGCUUCCGUUAUGGAGACAUCUUGCAUGUGAUUAAUGCGUCAGAUGAUGAAUGGUGGCAGGCACGAAGAGUCACUCCAGACGGAGACAGCGAGGAGAUGGGGGUGAUCCCUAGCAAGAGGAGGGUGGAGAGAAAAGAGCGUGCUCGCCUGAAGACAGUCAAAUUCAACGCAAAGCCUGGCAGCAUUGACUCUAAAGGGUCAUUCAGUGAAAAUCGUAGAAAGACCUCCAUCUUUUCACGAAAGUUCCCUUUCUACAAGAACAAGGAGCUGGAUGAGCAAGAUGGCAGCGAUUCAGAACGGAGCCAAGAGGAUGUUGUCCUCUCCUAUGAGCCUGUGAUUCGGCAAGAAAUCACCUAUGCCAGACCUGUGAUCAUUCUGGGGCCCAUGAAAGACAGAAUCAAUGAUGAUCUUAUCUCUGAAUUUCCAGACAAGUUUGGUUCAUGUGUGCCACCGGAUAACAGUGCAGGGCAAAAGGAUACCACAAGAUCAAAGCGAGAUUACGAAGUUGAUGGACGAGAUUACCACUUUGUCAUGUCGCGAGAGCAAAUGGAGAAGGACAUACAAGAGCACAAGUUCAUCGAGGCCGGACAGUACAAUGAGAACCUGUAUGGGACCAGCGUCCAGUCGGUUAGAUACGUGGCUGAGAGGGGAAAGCACUGCAUACUUGACGUAUCAGGAAAUGCCAUAAAGCGGCUACAAGUAGCACAACUCUACCCCAUUGCCAUCUUUAUAAAGCCUAAAUCCAUCGAAUCAUUAAUGGAGAUGAACAAGAGGUUAACGGACGAGCAGGCGAAGAAGACUUAUGACCGGGCCCUGAAGCUUGAACAGGAGUUUGGCGAGUACUUUACAGCACUGGUGCAAGCAGACACUUUGGAGGAUAUUUACACUCAAUGUAAGAUGGUAAUAGAGGAGCAGUCAGGACCUUAUAUCUGGAUUCCAUCCAAAGAGAAGCUAUAAGGGGAAUAAACCCUGCCCGGGACAUCUGGACUACAAAAAACCACAUAGGCACCAUUUGUAACAUACGAUAAAUUAUUAUGGUAAUGUUUCUUAUUGAUAAUUCUAGUGACUAUAAUUUCAUUUGUUUGUUGUUUGUUUGUUUAUCAGUUAUGUUGCGAUUUUUUUUUUUCUCACUUUUAAUAUGAAUGUUUCCGAAUGUACACCACGAAGUGUUGGAGACAUUUUUUGCCUCGAAAAAAAGGGACUGUUUGUAUAUAUAUUGGAUAGUAUUUUUCAUUAAGUGAAAAAAAUGUAUCAAGAUGCAUCAAAAUGUACACUGGCCGUUUUCCUUUAUGAUCAUCCCGGUAUGAGUUUGAACAGGAAGGACGAAGCAGACAGGGUCAGGACUGUGGAAGAUGGACGAUCUUCACACCACCGACAUCAUCGCGAACAAUUUAAUUUUUUGCCAGCUUUGUUGCCAGCCGUUGCCCUGCAGGACCCUUCUCCCCACUAUCAGCUUUCUCUGCAUUACUCUACAUCUCGCCCAGUGGAGUUUUCGGAUCUAUGCAUUCCACUUUUCCUUAUUUUGUACAUUGAUUUAUGUAUUUAGUUUUGUUUCAUGUCAUCCCCUUAAUUUGAGUGUUUGCUUGAAGAUUUCUGAUUUCGAAUCCUACCCAUAGCUGUUGAACUUUCCAAAAAAAAACAAAAAAAAAAACAACCUGAACGUUGAACGAUGCUUUAAUUUGUGAAUUGUAAAAAGGGGAUACAGCUAGGUAUAAGAAAUAUGACACUAUAUUUUGCUAUUUAUAUUGCUAUAGGGCACAAGAGAACAGAACUAUUUAUAAAUAUGUAUAACUUUGUUUUAAAAAGGAAACACUUUUGAAAGAAGAAAAAAAAAAAGAAUUUUAUUGGUGUAAGAUACAGUGGUGGAAGUAGAAGUAGAAAUGGCUGGGGUGUUGUGCCUCCUGUGAGAACUAGUCUUCAUUAAGGAAGUGUGGCUGUUUGGGUGGGUGUGUGUGUUUGUUGGUAAUGCAUGAUGGUGACCAAUACUUUUCCUGAUCAAACUCAAGCGGUUUGACUGCAAAAAAAAAAAAAAGAAGCGCAGAAACACAACGUUGUCUAAAUUCUGGCUUCCAAUUAGAUGUCUAAAAAUCGCAGCGAAAGUAAAAACAGUUUUAUUUAGUUGCCGAGGUCGGUGCCAUGUUUCAAGUUGAGUUCCUGUUUGCUGUGCAAGGCAUGUCUCUAUUAAUACAAUACAACAACAUACAGAGGCUUUAGAUAUGUAUAUGGCCAGAAUCUCUGUGUGUGUUUGUGUGCGCAAAGCUGCAUUUACAUGCAGAGUAAGGCAUUUUUAUAUAUAUAUAUAUAUAUAUAUAUAUAUAUAUGUAUGUGCCCGUACACUGCUUAGAACAAGGACUAAGCGUUUUUCUAGCGGAAAGUUCAACCACAAAGGUCAAAACGCAACAUGUGCAGAGCAGGAAAUCAUAUUGUUCCAGUCCUUAUGCUGGCAUGCAGGGUGUUGUAUAGAGGCCUACUGAUUUAUUGGUCACCACUUGCCUUAACGAUGAAUGAUGAUUUUUCUUUUUUUUUUUUUGACUGAGAGGAAAUUUUUCUAUUCGCUCUGACUGAUAGCAUUUUUGCUGAAUUUCAUUCUAGUUCAAAUUGUGUGACCGAUGAUGUGAGUAAGCAAGAAAGUAGAAUAUUCAUCUUCUAUAUACAGAGUGAAUGAGGCUCACGAUGAUUUGCCGUUCAAAUAGAAUCAAAUAUAAAGUCAAUUUUCCAGAAUGUCCUCGUUUUUAUGCAGCCUAUUGUUCCUAAAAUGUUAAAUUGUUAAUAUAUUUAAGGCCUGAAUAUGCUGGAGGAAAUUCAUUGUCAGGAGUCUUUACAAUCACAUUUUUAUGAACUGGAGGGGAAAAAGAGAACUCCUGCCAGGAGUCCAUUCACUACAGCGAGCCUAACACACAAGAGACAAAGCAAUAAUUUGCAUAAUACCAAUCUAAAUUCGUUAUUAUUGUCACAGUGGCACUGCUUGUGAUUCAACCCGAACAGCUGGCUGUCAUUUCAGCAUAUCCAGGCCUUUGUGCAUCCACGUCAUGUUUCAUUUCACCAUUUCAUAUGUGCAUCAAAUAGUUACCUUUUUUCCUCUGAGAUGCUUUUCAAGAUGUAACCGUACAGACUGUGUGCACUGGAGAGAGGGUUCCUGCAGCAUUAUGGUGCUCCCUGUGUCAUCUAGUCCCCUAAAACCAGUCACCGUAAUAAACAACUGUCAGAAUAUGGAGCUGUGGUUUUUUUCUCAGGGUUGCCACAUAGGGCGUAAUUACUGAUCCACCAAACCCCAGAGGGCAACGUGUUCAAAUUAGUUACAAAUAAAGCCUUUUAGUUUCUCUCCUGAACUUCCUUAGCACACUAAAGUACUGUACUUAAUUAAAAUAGGAUUACACACCUCCACUUCCCCCACUCAUCCCCCACUCUUUCACACCUAAUAAUGUGCAAUGUUGUAAAUAACGUUCCAUUAGCACUUUAGUCAUAUUGAAAACAACUUCCUGCCCAGCACCUUUUUUUUAUUGGCUUUAUUUCUCUUCAAAACCUUUCAUGCUCCCCUUCACUUCAUUGUACAUACAGAGUUGUUUCAUUCCAUGGGUGUAAACAUUUAAAGCACACUUAUCAUGUUAUCACUAUCAUAUGUUGGUUUAGAAACCGUUUUUUUUUUUUGUUUGUUUAUUUUUGGUAUUUAUAUUUUCAAAGGAGAACAAUGAAACGAAGGAACAUGUCUUUUUGCAUCCUGUUGCAGUAUGUACCCCCAAUUGCUUUGGGGAAAAAAAAAAAAAAAUCACAAUAAACCUUUGCUUUAGGCAUAUAAAAAAAAAAAAGCACUCCACUCAUGUCUAUUAAUGUAAAUUAAAGAUUUGGUGGGACUUUUCCCACGCAAGCCAA